Molecule: messenger RNA, 2752 nt
Organism: Harmonia axyridis
Lineage: Eukaryota; Metazoa; Arthropoda; Insecta; Coleoptera; Coccinellidae
Exons: 8
Coding region: 54-2681 (875 amino acids)
Biological process (GO): intracellular signal transduction
Cellular component (GO): microtubule; microtubule organizing center
Source: RefSeq, a predicted model, not a curated record
UCAAUGAUCAAGUAAUGACUCAAAAUUAAAGUCUCCAUUCAGAAAAGUUCAAAAUGCAAAGUGUAUAUUUUAAAACGAAAAGGGUUCACAUUUUUGUCAAUGGACAUCCCGAAUCUAAAGCCUUCUAUAUUCACCCAAGAUGUCGACUAGGUUGGAACGCCAUUCUGGACUGUUUUUCCAGAACAUUAAAGCCAUAUUUCGGGGCUAUACGCGUAAUAAAAACUGUAGAUGGUCGCAAAGUCAUCGAAGGUUUCAACGAUUUGCAACACGAAGGGAAAUAUGUAGCUUGUGGAAUCGAGGCCUUCAGACCUAUCAAAGGAGGCUAUCUCACAAGUUCAGAACUUACCAAGAAAGUCAAGACAAGUGAAUAUUAUCCAGCGGAAUUUUUGAGUCCAGAUGAACGAAGGAAAUAUCCUUGCUUGAUAGAAACAAUGAGAAAAGGCAGGACCAUCAUAUACGUGUUCGCGAAUGGCAAAAGAUCUGAUCCGAAAAAGAUUGUGCUGAUCAGAUCCGACUAUAAGGCUUGGGAUAGCAUUCUCAAGCACAUUGGAAUCAUUUUGGAUAUCCCAGAGGGAGUCAAAGGGAUGUAUACUGUAUUUGGUCAACCCCUAUGCAGUCCUUAUGAGGUCCAACAUGGAGGAUUCUAUGUCGCUAUUCCUUUUGGCUCAAAUUUCAAACAGAUAAAGUACCACAUACUCCAAAGGAGCAAGAGUUAUCACGAAUCUAGUCCAAUGGUUACAAAAGACGUGUAUAUAUCUGCAGCUAAACACUGUACAACUUUGGAUGGAAUACAAGGUAAACGAAUCAAAUUGAAGCCGAUGAAAGUGAAAGAUAUCAAAGAAGAGGAAACUCAAGAUACUCAGGAUGAAAAUUAUCACCAUGUCACUAUCAGCAGAAGUGCUAUAAAAAGAAAGGAAGGCAAACAAAAAUGGGAACACAAUGAGAAAUAUAAGAAUUUCUUGAAAAAACGUGUCACAGGUUACCCUGGCACACUGUUCUUCGGAGCUGCCCAAAGAGCAGAAACGCCAGAAACGUUGAACCAGCACGAUUUUGAUUCGGUUAUUCAAGAUAACCAGUACACAGAAAAAUACACAGAUGUUGAUAUGGAAGAAAACGAAAUACUUAUAACAAAUUAUAUGCAAAAAGAGAAGCACACACAGACGAGUGGCAUCUUUCUCGAAGCAACCCACGAUGAAGACAACGCUCUGAUCUUGAAGCAGAAAAAAUACUUUCUGGUAUCUGAAAGUGAACUAGAGAAAUUAGGCGAUAUUGAUAAAUCCAAAUGGUAUUUGGAAAUACUGCCGGAUUUGUUGAAAGAGAAACAAACUGAGAUCUAUGAGGAAAAUAAGGACGAGAUCGAAUGGGUAGCUGGUGCUGUAGUUGGAGUGAUUAUCAAUAUGUCAGAAAAAAUUGCUAACAGAUCAGUUUUCGGAGAUCAUAUGGAGGAAUUGGGCGAUGGCAAAGUAUCGCUUAUACCUGAUACCCUUCAACCUAAGAGGCACCAAUAUGAUACAGAUCAACCGACUGCUUCACAAAACCGUGAAUUGUAUUCUUCAUUCUCAUCCAAGGAUAGAUCACUCCGACUAUCUGUUCCUAUAGGAAGACUGUAUUCUGAAGAUUAUUACGAAGAUCCAAAUCCUGAAUUGGGAGACGGAGAAAUUCAGCUUCACGCUUUAGACAGAGAAUUUACACCUUUAACACCCGUUCACAAUAAUGAGGAGAUAAUGUAUUUGCAGGGUGUUGAAGACUAUUCCGAUCUGACAAGGCAAGAAAGCACCCUGUUGAGACACCUCAAGAAGGAUAGCCUUGGAAUAUAUCCGGAGGAAAACAGUAUACCAACCGAACAAAAUGAGAUUGGGACUAAGCAUCUUAUUUCAGAGAAAGGAGAUGUGGAAGAGGAUUCGGAAGGAUGGAAAAAACUGGAUAUUCUAGAGGAUUUGGGCAUAAUGGAAGAAGAGGCAAUAGAAGAACAGGAAAUGGAAGAACAAGAAAUGGAAGAACAGGAAAUGGAAGAUGAGGAAAUGGGCACUGAUGAAAAUUUAGGAAGCGGGAUUUUCUCUGAAGACCAUGUUUAUUCCGAUAGAGGAGAAGAAAGCUUGGAUGAAGAAGGAAAUUAUUCUGGAUCAGUUUUGAGCGAAAAAGAUGAAGAAGAUGUUGAAGGUGAAGAUUUCGUGAAAGACCAUUAUCAAAAUGAGCACAUUGAAACUGCUAGUAGUCAACAGUCUCAAAUCGAAGAUUUCACAAAAAAUACAGAAUCUAUCGGAACUGGAAGUGAGGAAUCUACCAUUAAGAGUGAAAGACAAAGCGUCAAUGAAAAAAUACAGUCUUUAGUCAAUAUUCCUGUUUUAAAUGAGAUGCCAACAGAUGACCUAGAGUCUAAAGUCGCUGGAGUUUCCUGUUCAAAUCCGUCAAGUAUUGAAACAAUGAGCACUUGGUUUAAUCCGCUAGAAACAAUUCUUGAUAGUAUCUUCGAAAAUGAGUCGGUAGUCAAAAAUCCAAUUACUUUGGAUCUUGGUGAAGAGAAUAGAGGUAUUAGGAUUGAGAGUGUAGUUCCUUCAUCUAGACAGAGGGAUAUUGAAGAAGAUAGAAAAUCUUUGAUGAGUUUUUUGAGGAUGAAAAUUGAGAUUGCUCUAAAUACUAGUUUGAACCAAUUGAAGGGUGAUUUUGCAAUUCAACUGUAAUUAUUCAGUUCUGGCUAAUUUAAUAUCUGGAUUUCAUACAGUUUUCACUUAAUAAAAAUAUUUCAUUAGUG